AGACCUCCACAGACAGGACCUCCUCCUCCACAGACAGGACCUCCUCCUCCAUCGGCACAGACAGCACCUCCUCCUUCACCACAGGCAGGACCGUUGUCAUCCUCAUCAUCCUCACGACGAUUAAAGGUCCGCCAGCCGGUGAAAGUGACAUGCAGCCAUUGCGGCAUCACAUUAAAUAAAAAGAACUUGCAGGUGCAUAUUAAUAGAAAGCACAGGCCAAAGGGACAACAGAUAUCAGAGACACGACACCUGUCAUGUCAGUGUAUUGAUGCUACAAAUGGCAUCUUUGCAGUCAACAAAUCAUUCUUCAAACCAUGCUCACCAAUACAUGUACAGAAAAAAACCUGGGGUACAAGCCAAAAACAAAUUUGUGAAUUGGAUGAUUGCAAUACUAAUUUGGACUUUGCAGUGAGGAGUGGAAUUCUGCCAUAUGAAUGCAUCCACUUAAAAUCAUUGACAUUUUCUCCCAGAUCAGACACCCCCCCCACAAUUCUGGAAGAAGAGGUGCUGUCAGACAUAGUGUCUGCCAAAAUAUUUGGGGAUGUGAGAAAACAGAGCUGCUUGAACCUCCAGAGCAAAUCUGCUGCUGCAGGGGUGCCUCUCUCAGUUGAUGUCACAGUUGGAGGGCCGUCCUCAAAAAAGUUCAUAUCAGUUUUUGAACCCAAAGUGUCAUGCUACAGCAGACUGGAAAGGGUAAUGGUGGCCUUCGACAUGAAAAAGAGGUCAUGGCAUUGCCCAUGUGCCAAACCCAGACUGUUGUGCUUGCACAAAAGUGUGGCUAAAUGGCAUCUCUUUCAGACAGACAGAGAAAUGUUCAAGACCAAAGAGAGUGCCACUGACAGUGGUGAUGCUGCUGAGACAAAUGAAGAACUGCAGGAUGAUGCAAUACCAGUCGGAGGACAACAAUAUCCUCCUGGUGACAAUGAUCUCAUGAGAAUGGUAAAAUACAUAAUGAAAAACAAAGCUCUACCGGAAAAUCUCCCCCAGGAUUUGGUCACUGGCUCCCAAACAUUAGAGGACAUUUCAAAGGACUUGAUUCCCAAAGAAACCGUAUGUGCAGAAUGUGGAGGCCAACUUAAUGAGCCAGUGCUCAUUACAGCACGUGCCAAGCUGGUGGCAUACACUGGUGUUGUACAUGGCUUUUAUACAUACCGCAGGGAAUGUCCCGACUGUGGGCUGAUUUAUCGAUACCAGGAGUGGAGUGAUGGGAUUCAUAAUUUCAAUGACCAUAUACUCCUCACUCUUCAUCUAUGUAUUUAUCUCCGUAACUCAAUUCAGACACACCAUGCUGUAAGCCGAGCAAUUGAGGUCUUGGAGAAAACUGAAAAUCAGACCUUCCCCAGUAAGGCCACAAUGCUCCAUGCAUACAUGCAUUUUGAAGCCCUGACAGCUCACAGCUACUCAUACUCCUGUUAUAAGUGUGGAUACUAUCCACCUGUGGUUAUCAUGGACCUGCACAGGAAGGGUGUCUUCAAUAUGCCUACAAGUGAGAUGGAGACUCCACCAGCAGACUUUGAUGGCAGAGUCAACAUCAAAGAUUUCUAUGACUCUGUGACGUCUCAGAUCAUUUGUACUGGCUUAUUGACAAGUGGUCGUAAGAACCCCUUUCUUGUUUUGCCAUCAUAUCACAACUGGGCACCUUGGAUUGGACCAAAAUGCAGAGAUGGGGACAUUGUUUUCAACACUGAGCAUGAGAAGUUGCAUGCACCAAGGCAGGCUGCUGAGAUGUCAGAUCUCCAAAUGACAGAGGAGAGACUCCAAGAUGCCCUUAUUAACCUCCGGGUGGACAUGGUGCGUAAGCUAUGCAAACAAUGUGGCAUAGAUUCUAAAGGUUCUAAGAUGGACCUUAUUCUCAGACUCCGGGAGGAGAUGAAGAACAGGUCGUCAUAUGAUAAGAUUUUUGAGAAGGUCUGGGGAGCAUCAGGUGGCUGGGCAGUUGUUAUGUGCCCCUGUGCUGUUGUCUAUUCAAUAAAAUUUAAUUUAAGAGCAGAAAGCCCCAGAGACUAUGCAGAUAUUUUGCUCAGCUGGAAGCACUUUCCCAACAUUGCCAUUUAUGAUUUUGCGAGGGGACUGGCCACACACACCAACUUGAGGGAACCUGAAAACUUGCCUUUCAGCCCACAUGAGGGACGGCUGGCUGAGGCAUCCAAUGAUAAUGUAAAGUCAGCUGCUGAAGGAAAGCUGAAGGUCCAUUUACCAUGGCUAAAAAGUAAAAAAAAGGAUGCAGACACAAACUGCCACCCACUCACAGGAUCAUCGGAACAUUAUACCUUGUAUGAUGUUUUCCAUGAGAAAAACACAAAGGAUCCUAGAGACAUCCUUCGAAGAAUAGCACUUGUUCCUGAACUGGCUGGCUGGGUCAACAGCCAGUGUGCUGAGCAAUUAUUUGCAGACAUGAGGAAGAACAAUUACUUUCUGAAUACACUCACACCGUCUGAACACAUCUUCAUGAUGCGCAACAUAUUGCACCACUACAACACACAAUGCAACAACAAGACUGAAGAAAGCAUCAAGAAAGUGGUGAGCGAGGAUGUCCUGCAGUUGGAUCACAAUGGGCAGAUAGUAAUGGCUGCACAGCCACCCACAGAAGCAGAUGUAACAACACAACCCUACUGUCCAAGCAUGUCUGACCUGCUUCCAGGUCUAACACCUAACCAGACAUCUGACCAACUGAACAGGAGGAUAUGGGCUGUUAACCCUCUCCCAGCACAACAGAAAUUGUUGGCGUAUGUGUUGGAUAAAAACAAAGAUCCGUAUGAGGACAUACUUUCUUAUAGCCCAGGACGGACAUUAACAAGAUGUGAUUUCUGGUCUUUGGCCUUUGAAGAGGUUGAAGCACAGAUUGCUGAUCAGUGCUUUCAAGUCAUAACUGCUCUUGGAGCUUCACAGGUCAGCUUGUUUUUGUUCUGUGUGGUAUUAUUAAGCCUUUGGCAGGGAGGCCUUGUGGCCUUAAGAAGAAAUUUCUCACUUCUCAUGGAGUUUGUCACAGGCUUUACACAAUACAUUUUUCCUACAUUUUCUAAAAAAAACUGUAGCACUACUAGUUUCUGUCUCUUCAGGGCAAAGAUGUCCACACUUUCAGCAUCUAUUUGGUGGUUACCUGGUUACCACCAUUUCACAAUGAUCCCCUUGCAGCUUUACCUGACAAUAUUGGAACAAAGGACAUCAUUUUACUCCCUUCGUGGGAGUCCGGGCACUGGAUUUUGUGUAGUCUUGGCUAAUCACAUUUCACCAGGCCAUUGGAACACUGUAACAUUGAGUCAGUUGAAGGGUGCACCACUGCAGUGGGGAGGGAAUGACUGUGGGGCAUACAUGAUGAUGUAUGCCCUCUAUGUGACCCUGGACAUGCCUUUUGAUUUUGCUCAAUCAGAUAUGCCCGUAAUCAGGAGUUGGUGGUGCCAACAAUUACUGAAGACAUUUCCUCUGGCUGGUCAAUUCAGCCCACCAGAGCCGGAAAUGAUGGAGGUCACCCAAGGAGAGCCCACCCCAACAGAGCCAGACACUAUGGAGGUCACCCAAAGAAAAGAAAUACAAGACGUGCCUGUGAUGAGAGGCAUUAUGGUGGCCUGGAACUGGGUGAAGGAAAACCAAAAACACUUUGCUGGAAAGGUUAUCCCACCAGACAUCAUCAGUAUGGAUGAAGACGACGCAGCAAUGGCCAUCACAAUGCAGGAACUGUUCAUGACUACACAUGACAUGGAUAGGGAUGAGGAUGAAAUUCGGUCUCCCUUCAUUUUCACCUUCUCAAACAAAGAUGAUAUGGAGUUUUUCAUGCAUGAAAUAAGAGACAAACGAGAUAUCCGUGUGUCUUGCAUGUGCAACACAGAUUAGUACUUGGUGUUUUGCUGUUUGGUUUAGUUUACCAAUCUGUCAUCAAUAACAUGUAAAAUAAAAUCAUCAACAUCUCAGUCA
Messenger RNA from Nothobranchius furzeri (turquoise killifish), 3912 nucleotides. The record is from RefSeq and is a predicted model, not a curated record. NCBI's taxonomy places the organism in Eukaryota, Metazoa, Chordata, Actinopteri, Cyprinodontiformes, Nothobranchiidae.